Molecule: messenger RNA, 3637 nt
Organism: Astyanax mexicanus (Mexican tetra)
Lineage: Eukaryota; Metazoa; Chordata; Actinopteri; Characiformes; Acestrorhamphidae
Gene: gucy1b1
Product: guanylate cyclase 1 soluble subunit beta 1
Exons: 13
Coding region: 110-1942 (610 amino acids)
Biological process (GO): response to oxygen levels; cGMP biosynthetic process
Cellular component (GO): guanylate cyclase complex, soluble
Molecular function (GO): heme binding; guanylate cyclase activity
Source: RefSeq, a predicted model, not a curated record
GGUCAGGCGGCAGCGAGCGCGAGGAGAAUGGUGGGUUGCCAGGUUGAGAGCUGAGAGCGCCGCUGGAGCCCGGGGUCGCGUUUCUCCUUAGAGCGGAAUAUAAAGCAAAAUGUACGGCUUCGUCAACCACGCUCUAGAGCUCCUGGUGCUGAGAAACUAUGGCCCAGAGGUGUGGGAAGAUAUCAAGCGUGAGGCGCAGGUGGAUGUUGAAGGACAGUUCCUGGUCAGAAUCAUCUAUGAGGAUGGAAAAACGUACGACCUCGUUUCGGCCGCCAGUAAAGUGCUCAAAAUGGAUGCUGGCGAUAUUCUGCAGAUGUUUGGAAAGAUGUUCUUUGAGUUCUGUCAGGAGUCCGGCUACGACACCAUCCUGCGAGUUCUGGGCUCCAACGUUCGGGAAUUCUUACAGAAUCUGGAUGCCCUGCAUGAUCACCUGGGCACCAUCUACCCGGGCAUGAGGGCUCCCUCGUUCCGCUGCACCGACGCUGAGAAAGGGAACAACCUCAUCCUGCACUAUUACUCCGAGAGAGAGGGUCUGCAGGACAUAGUCAUCGGCAUCAUUAAAACUGUCGCCCAGCAGAUCCACGGAACCGAGAUCGAAAUGAAGGUCAUUCAGCAGAAGAGCGAGGAGUGUGACCACAUUAAGUUCCUGAUUGAGGAGAAGGACUCGGAGGAGGAGGCGUUCUACGAGGAUCUGGACGGCUUUGAGGAGAACGGCACUCAGGAGACCCGGAUCAGCCCAUACACCUUCUGCAAGGCCUUCCCUUUCCACCUCAUGUUCGACAAGGACCUCAUGCUCACCCAGUGUGGAAACGCCAUCUUCAGAGUCCUCCCACAGCUCCAGCCUGGUGUGUGUAAUCUGUCCUCUGUGUUCUCCUUGGUGCGGCCUCACAUCGACUUCAGUUUCCAUGGCAUCCUGUCCCACAUCAACACGGUGUUUGUGCUGAGGAGUAAGGAGGGUCUGCUGAACGUGGAGAUGGCGGAGUGUGAGGAUGAGCUGACUGGAACAGAGAUUAGCUGCCUGAGAUUGAAAGGCCAGAUGAUUUCCCUCCCAGAGACCGAAAACAUCCUCUUCCUCUGCUCACCCAGCGUGAUGAACCUGGACGACCUGACGCGCCGGGGUCUGUACCUCAGCGACAUCCCGCUCCACGACGCUACACGUGACCUGGUGCUGCUGGGAGAACAGUUCAGAGAGGAGUACAAGCUCACCCAGGAGCUGGAGAUCCUCACCGACCGUCUGCAGCACACCCUCAGAGCCCUGGAGGACGAGAAGAAGAAGACUGACAGGUUGCUUUAUUCAGUUCUUCCACCAUCCGUGGCGAACGAACUGAGACACAAGCGUCCAGUUCCGGCAAAGCGCUACGAUAACGUGACCAUCCUCUUCAGCGGCAUCGUGGGAUUCAACGCAUUCUGCAGUAAACACGCCUCCGCAGAGGGAGCCAUAAAGAUCGUCAACCUGCUGAACGACAUCUACACCAAGUUCGACAUCCUCACCGACUCCCGCAAGAACCCUUACGUCUACAAGGUGGAGACGGUUGGUGAUAAGUACAUGACAGUGAGCGGGCUACCGGAACCGUGCACCCACCACGCCCAGUCCAUCUGCCACCUGGCCCUGGAUAUGAUGGAGAUCGCUGGACAGGUGAAGGUGGACGAGGAACCUGUGCAGAUCACCAUCGGGAUCCACACCGGGGAGGUGGUGACCGGGGUCAUAGGUCAGAGGAUGCCCCGCUACUGUCUGUUCGGCAACACGGUCAACCUGACGAGCCGCACAGAGACCACCGGAGAGAAAGGGAAGAUAAACGUGUCCGAGUACACCUACAGGUGUCUGCAGUCGGUGGAGAACGCGGACCCCCAGUUUAAUCUGGAGUACAGGGGUCCUAUCACCAUGAAGGGCAAGAAGGAGCCAAUGAAAGUUUGGUUCCUCUCCCGGAAAACUCUCCCUUAAAGCAGCUGGGGGUCCACAGGGGGCACCGUUUCAUUCCGUUUCCUUUACUACAGGUCGUCUGUAUAAGCUGUUGGGUGCAGUAUUUAAUGUACAGUCAGUAAUUACAGUAAUUACACUGAAUUAUGAGCAUUUCUGCUCUUCUCUCAACCUUUAUUUACAGUAUUAAUAUUUACAGCAGCUACCGGUUCUACAAUACAAGUGACUUAACCUAUUAUUAUUAUUAUUAUUAUUAUUGCCACUACUAGCAUUAGUAUCACUAUUAUCAGUAGUAGUUGUCUUAACACUGUUUUACUAUUAUCACUACCACUCACUAUUAUUAAUAUUAUUAUUUUAUUAGUAUUUUUUAUGGCCUGUCACGAUUACUAAUUUUUAAACUAUAAUUUAUAUUAUCAGUUUAAGUGAAUUGUGUGAAAUAUGCUGAUAUGAGGAUAAUAAAAUAAUGAAUAAAUAAUAAUAUUUUUUGUUUUAAGCUGAUCAUGCAGAGAAGAAGCCAUAUAUCAGCAUAUAUCAUAUAUCAGUCUUCUCUGAGCUAAAACUUGACAGAUAAAUUUUUUUUUACAGAUUUUGAUUAAUCUGAGUUCAGUUUUUUAUUCUGUUUCAUUUUAAAAUGAGUUUUAGCCCAGAAAAAAAUGUUUCUUUUUGUUUGUAUUAUUUUACAUUUAUAUUUUACACAGCGUCCUGACUUUUUAGGAUUUGGGUGUGUACAAUAACUAAUGAGCCUGUAUUUAGUGCCACACAUUUAUUUUCAGCUUUUCAGCAAAAAAAUUGUUCUUACUGUUUGACUGUAUUAUCAAAUUGAAGACCUGUAAAACUAAGCUAUUUCUUCUUUAUUUCUAUUUUAAUUUUUUCACUGAAAUUUUAGAACCAAAAAUUAGAAUCGGCCCAUUUUCCUUUGUUUAAUCAAGAUUUUCAUAAUAAUCUAAAAGGUACACAAUUUAACAAUUUGACCCAUUUAAUCCUAAAAGAACAGUCAGUGUGUUUAAUUGUAAGGGAUGAAGAGAUUUUGGUGUAGAGAUGAAUUUAGAUUUUAAGAAUUGUUGGAUCAUAAAAGCACAGAAUUAUUGUGAUAUAAAUGGAGAUGAAAGGGGAAAUGUGAAAUCUAUCAGCUGUUUAAUACAUUUAUAUUCACACAGUAUUUUAUUACAGAAUAAUAAAUCUGCAGUAUUUAAGAGUAGAAGACUGGAGUCAGUACUGCACGUUCUCUAUACCGCGGCUCUUAUUAAUAUACACUUAUUAAUAUAGUUAUUAAUUAUUAUAAUGCUGAGAGUGUUUAUCACACAGUGCUUAGAGUCAUACACUCUGUGUUUUUAUCACAUUUUAUAUUGUUGAUUUGCACCAUGUGUUUGUUUUAUGUUCUAUAUAAAAUUUAUAUUUUAAAAACACUUUAUGCUUCAUAUCUGAUUUAUUAACUCGUUUGUAUUUUGGAUUGUAUUUUAUUCCCUGUAUAAAGUCUCACCUUCUUAGUAAAGUCUGGUGGAAUACAUUUUUAUAGAGGGUAUUUUAUUAGAAUCAGCUUUAGAAUUAGUAGUGAAUGUCUCCAUCUUGUGGUUGGACUGAUGAAUUGCACAUUAUCCACUUUUAGCGGUAGUUCUUUAUACUGUAUCAGAGGUUUAUGUUGAAUGGAUCAAUAGAAAUGCUCCAAAAUUACAUAUGUAUUUUUACAUUGACUCCCAUUAAAAGUUGAGAAGACUUUUG